Molecule: messenger RNA, 7233 nt
Organism: Hemibagrus wyckioides
Lineage: Eukaryota; Metazoa; Chordata; Actinopteri; Siluriformes; Bagridae
Gene: jmy
Product: junction mediating and regulatory protein, p53 cofactor
Exons: 10
Coding region: 915-3533 (872 amino acids)
Biological process (GO): positive regulation of apoptotic process; 'de novo' actin filament nucleation; Arp2/3 complex-mediated actin nucleation
Cellular component (GO): nucleus; cytoplasm
Molecular function (GO): transcription coactivator activity; Arp2/3 complex binding; actin binding
Source: RefSeq, a predicted model, not a curated record
UUCCGCCACGUCACUAGACAGACGUCGGAUGAAAACAGACUUGCGGAGAGGAGAGGAUGCUGCUGCUGCUGAUGACACACACACACAAACACACACACACGGAUUUAGCUGACCUGUGUUUGCGACAUCUUCCUUUUAACAACAACAACUCUUAUUAUUUUUAGUGACAUCGUUUAGGAUUGCAUCGGUGCUCGGGGUUACACGCCGUACAGUCGUUUUUAGCCUGUUAGCUAGGUAACGGAGACGUUGCUGGAAAAAAAGCAAGCCUGGCGUGUGACGUCACGGCAAACCUCCUAACGGACUUUUGUGUGUGUGUGAUUGAGCGGACAGGAAGGAGCGCUCGAGCCGACCGGACCGCACUGAUCCCGCCCUCUGUUUUCCGUUCGAGCGCUUGACGUCACGGCAGGACCCUCACGCGCUGUGCGCUUGUAAACAGAUCCUCCCACGUGACCGAGUGAGCAGCGCGCGAGCCCAGUCGACUCCCGCAUUGUCCUCUCUGCCUGCGGGACAACACAAAAGGCAAGAAGGAGAGAAAAAAAAUAAACAAAGACGAGAGUCUUUACAACAACAAAAAAAACCUCCCGAAACAAACAGGUACUUGUGAGAACAGGUGGAGAGGAAAGGAGAAGAGGUGAAGAAAAGAAAGGAUGAGGAUGAAGAGAGACGGGCUUCAGUAUCGUACGGGCCGGAAUCUGAAGUGUGCGCGAGAUGUUUCUUUUAAUCCACGGCUGUUUUGUAGUUUAGAGUUGGACACUUUUCUUUAAACGUUAACGUUACAUAAUAACGGAGACGCUUCACCGCGACGUCGUCAUCGAGCUGACAUCUUUUCUUUCUGUUUCUUUCUUUCUUUUUAACCUGGGGUUUUUUUUUGAAGCUGAUAUUUUUGUUAUUAGCCGCGGUUAGCUAACCGUCAGAUGUCAUUCACAAUGGAGGAGUCUUUGGAGUCCGGUUGGGUUUCAGUAAGGCCGAACGUCUUCGAGGAAAAAGAGAAGCACAAAUUCGUCUUCAUCGUGGCCUGGAACGACAUCGAGGGCAAGUUCGCGGUCACCUGCCACGACCGGACGGUGCAGAAGCGCAGCGCGGCGGCUCGCGACUCGGUGCCUGAAGUGGCCGAGGGCGCGUUGCUUCAAGACAAACGUCCGGUGGCCUCGAAGAGCUCGAGAGAGAAAGCCCCGGAUAAAUCCAAGCCCACGCGAAGCCCGAGCAGAACCGCCGCGCUGGGUGACAUCGAGGUUCUUGAGCCUGCGUCCGUCUCCGAGGCCCGUUCUCCGGACGACGCUGACGACCCGGACGCCGGCGUCCCCAUCAUCGUCAUCGGCGGCGACUCGAGUUGGGCCGGCCUGUUCUCCUUCCAGGACCUGCGCACGGCCCACGCGCAACUCUGCGCGGUCAACUCGGACCUCGAACCGUGCCUGCCUCCGUUCCCUGAGCAGGAGCAGCAGUCGGCCGUGUGGUCGGUGCUGUUCGGCGAGCCGGAGGUCACGCGGCGGGACACGGAGGCGCUCUGUUACCAGCUACAGGUGUACCUGGGCCACGCGCUGGACACGUGCGGCUGGAAGAUCCUGUCCCAGGUCCUGUUCGCGGACGGAGACGAUUCGGAGGAUUACUACGAGAGUCUGAGUGAGCUGCGGCAGAAGGGCUACGAGGAUGCUCUGCAGCGACAAAAAAAGCGCCUGCACGAGUUGUUGGAGAAGCAGCGAGGCAUGGAGAGCAUGGUGGAGCUGCUGCAGUUGUACUCGGAGCAGGACGAGGCGUACAGUGAUCUAGUGGAGGCCACCACUGAACUCUACCACUACCUGCUGCAGCCCUUCAGAGACAUGCGAGAGCUCGCCAUGCUCCGCCGACAGCAAAUAAAGAUCUCUCUGGAGACGGAGUAUCUGGGUCCACGGCGAGUGGAGGCGCUCAAGAGGGAGGAUGAGGAUUGGCAGAGGAAGGCGCACACUGCAGUGCUGUCUAUCCAGGACCUCACUGUGAAGUACUUUGAGACCACAGCAAGGGCACAGAAAGUGAUGUACGAGCGCAUGCGAGCCGACCAGAGAAAGUUCGGGAAGGCGGCGUGGGGCGCAGCGGUGGAGCGCAUGGAAAAGCUGCAGUACGCUGUUUCCAAGGAGACGCUGCAGCUGAUGCGCGCCAAGGAGAUCUGCCUGGAACAGAGGAAGCAUGGGCUGAGAGAGGAGAUGCAGGGGCUACAGGGUGGUGAGGAUGCCAUGGCACGUCUGGACCAGUUAGAGGCACUGUAUUACGAGUUGCAGCUGCAGCUCUACGAGAUCCAGUUCGAGAUCCUGAAGUACGAGGAGUUGUUGCUGACCGCGCAGCUGCAGAGCCUGCGCAGACAGAUGACCGAGAGGCAGGACGAGGUGGUUUACUACGACACAUACGAAAGUCCUGACGCCCUGCAGGCCACCGACGAGGCGUCUCUGGCUCCUGCGCCUCUGAGAGACGAGGUCACCCAGCUGCAGCAGAGGACGCGGCAGCUAGAGGCUAGGAGGGGACGCAUCACUGCCAAGAAAGCCUACCUCAAAACCAAAAAGGAAAUCUGCAUCGUCAAUCACACCCAGAAACUGCAGCAGCGCCAGAGCGGCCAGGGCCAGGACUCCCAGCAUGCUUUGCGACAGCAGGAUGAAGAAGAAGAGGAAGUGAGGAACACACGAGUCAGCCAAGAGAGACAGAAGACACUGGACAGGCUGCGCAGCUUUAAACAGCGCUACCCCGGCCAGGUCACCCUGAAGUCCGCGCGCCUCCGGCUAGCGCACGCUAGAAAGAAAAACGGCGCUGCACAAACGACCACGAAAGCGGGCCAGCCCCAGAUGCAGGUGGCGAGCGUGCAGACGGACGACGCCCCGGCUUCUCUGAAAGACCCCGGUGCCGUCCCAGAGCUCCAGAGACCCGAAGGAUUCAUGUCUUUACCUUCAAACAUUCCGCCCAUUCCAGAAACGCUCGGGCCGUCGUCCCUGCCCCCGCUCACCGAGCGCAACGUUCUGGACUCGUCCACAUCUCCAAUCUCUCCCCCUCCUCCACCUCCUCCUCCUCCGCCCCCUCCUCCUUCUCUGGAGGACACGCUCACACCGGGACAAGGCCAAGCACAGGGACAAGCGAGCAGCCCCGUGUCCCAACCCAAAGCGGAAAGUCCUCUCGGCCCGUUCACCGCUCGCUUCUUCGACAGCAGUCAGCUGGUGAACGCCCGCAAAAAGCUGAGGAAGACGUCCUCGCUGGAGUUGUCCCAGUGGAGGAGAGCGUCCUCUCCUAUGGACGAAGUCCUGGCCAGCCUGAAGCGCGGGAGCUUCCACCUGCGCAAAGCCGAACUGCGCGUUCUCGCUCCGGAUCCUGACCAGGACGACGGGAACAACAUCCUGGCUCAGAUCCGCCGCGGCGUGAAGUUAAGGAAGGUGCGGCGUCACGAGCCGCAGCGCUGUCUGGAAUCCAGCGACCCGCUCACGCGCAGCAUCCACGAAGCCCUGCGCCGCAUCAAAGAGGCUUCACCCGAGUCCGAGUCUGAGGACGAGGGGCUGCCGUGCACCGACUGGGAGAGCUAGAUCAUUCAGUACACACACACACACACACACACAGACAUGUACACACACUUUAGUGACCAGUGUAUAUAUUCAUAUAUGCACACAUCAGACACGUUUAAGAUGGUGAAGUUACAAUGCAGCACUGCUCCGGCUAAUCAUGGCCGUCAGGUUUAUGAAGGAAAAGCAUUAAAUAUGUUGUUUUGUAGUCAUGUACCCAGGACCUGGGCCUCCUUACAAACCGCUAAGUCCGGCUCUGACCACUGACCACACAGCCACUGGGCUUAAAAAGCACAACCUUUAUAUGUACCAUCUCGUCUUGUCUCUCUCUCUCUCUCUCUCUCUCUCUCUCUUUCCUUCUCUCUCUCUCUGUCUCUCUCUGUUUUCCUCUCUCUUUCUCUCAGUUUCUCUCUCUCUCUGUCUUGCCCUCUCUCUCUCUCUUUCUCUCUCUCUCUGUCUUUCCCUCCUACCCCUCUUUCCCUCUCAAUUUCCUCUCUGUCUCUCUCUCUGUCUCUCUCUCUGUCUCUCUCUCUCUCCAUCUCUCUCUUUCCCUCUGUCUCGCUCUCUCUGAUCCUGUCUCUCUCUUUACCCCUCUUACUCUCUCUCUCUCUCUCUCUCUCAGGUCCUGUUUUCAUCCAGUCGUCGGUUCUAGUCACUAUUUUCGUGGCAUUAGAAGACAACACCACGCUUCUGCUUCAAACAAAUGGAUUCAUUUACAGUUAAUCGAUCAAUUCAGAAAUGAAACUCAAUCAGUCAGACCCAGCGAUGGUCAGUUCAGCAGGGUCCAGUGAUUAAAAUUCCUGACGUUUAUAUUCCUGAAGUGAGCCGCGUAACCUCAGCAGUUCUGAAACCCGUCUUUAAGGGUCUUUAUGUGGUUCCUUUUUCUCUUAUUUCCAUUUUGGACCACGUUCCAUUCCCUUGGCUUUGCUUCCCUCUCUCUCUCUCUCUCUCUCUCUCUCUCUUCCUGGUUAAGAUGAAAAGCCGCAUUUGUUUUUUUCUUCUUCUUCUUUUUGAAUUUGUCGUGUUUUUUUAUCUGUCUAUUUUCUCCAGCUUUUUUGCUUGGUCACAGUUGGAGAAAACCACCGUGUGUGUGUAGUGAUGCACUGAUGCCACCUACAGCCAACAUCUCUUCUCUACAAGUGCCGCUCUCGUUCAUUUUUUAAACAUUUUGUGUGUUUCUUUACUCAUAUAUUUCCUUUUAGAUCGGUGUAGAUUUAUUCAUUUUUUUUUCCAUCUAUUCUUACACAUUCACCUUGAGUUUAUUUCAUUUAUUGCCCAAGUCCAUGAUGUGUGUGUGUGUGUGUGUGUGUUUUUAUAUAUAUCUACAUUAAUUAUAGACGUUCCACAAGCACAGCACAUUAACUGACAUGGUUUUCAUCCACUUGCUUGUUUUUCAUCCACUUCCUUUUUCCCUUUUUCUUUUGGAGGGGGUUGGUGGGUGGAUGCUGACGUACGUAAUGCAGAAGGACCGGAUUGGUUAGGAUUUUUAGGUUUUUUUUGUGCAGCCAAUAACAUGGGAACGGAAACUAGAACUUCAUUCACCAGCUACAAAAGUUCUCCAAAAAGUUUAAAGCGGCGGUAUGUCAUUUUUUUUUACAGUCCACUGCUGCCUCAGAGUGGAAUUGCAAUUGCUGUUCAGAAAACCGACAAGCGUUCAUAUCUACUCGACAACAAGCCCCGCCCCCCUGUUUCAUGAGGUUUUUUUGUUUUGUUUUGAAGUGGGAACUCAUUGCCAGCCCAGAAAAAUUUUCGCUUGACCAAAGAUGCUAAGAGCCAUGAUCAAAUGACUUGCUGUAAUGUGAAUCAGUACAUGAGGCUGAUUUACUUGUUUAUCGCAAAUUAUUAUUCCAUCUUAUGCCUCGCAAUCAUAUCACGCGAAGUAGCUAGCAGAUAUCGUGCCUAGCUAGCCGCUGUAUAUUAGAGUAUUUUUCUAAAUAGCGUAAAUAUCAGGAGCGUGUAUUGUUAAACUUUCUGAAGAACUCUUGUAGCUAUUAAUUCCUCGGUUGCACUGAUAAUAAUUGUUAAAAUAAAUAAACAUUAUUGUAAUUCUUUCCUUCCCUCUGAAGAGAUUUUGGGGUCAUGGUGCCUUGACGUUAUGUCAGAAUUACAGAAAUGGUCAUCCCUUUAACUGACAUUCUUUAACGUGAACAUCAGCGUUAAUGAACCUUGUGUAAUUUCGAAUAAUUAGCCGAACUAACUCAUGUAUUCAUUAUAAAAAAAACAAACCAGAAAAAAUUCCACCUGUAUUAAUCGAUACACCACCAGUAAACCCAGUGUAGUUUGUUUAAUUAGCAGUAAAUUAUCGAUUAACAUUAUUUAGCAACCAUGUUUUUAGUUCGUAAGUGAGUGUUCGUAAAGUAAAAGAACGUAAGUGUUCACUCAUUAGCGUUACGUUCAUGCUCAGUUUAUCACGUAUUAAUCUUAAUGAAUGCGCUAAAUCAUGCAAGUUAAGGGAAUUUAAUCUAACGUCUCAAGAGUGUUACCAUGGUGACAACUUUCCAGUAACCUUGUAAAGAGAUAUAAAAGUCUGGGUUUGAUUUGAAGUCCGUUAGCACAGUUAAACAUUCCGUAAGAGUAUAUUGUAUGUAUGGACGGUCAAGCUAAUUAGCUAAAUGCAAAAGAUAUAAGCAAGAAGAUUAGCUUGUUUGGUUUAAGUUUCAUUGCUAGAUGAUUUAUAACAAGCUAACUGUGCGCUAACUAGAUUUAUUUUUCUUUACAAGGUUGUAGGAUGAAAUGAAACCACAGUUCAAACUGAAGUUUGUGAUUGGGGAACUGAAGAAAAGGCGGACCGUACACGCCACGUACGACCGGUCUGAGGAAUUUUUAUACAAGCCGCUUCUUUUGAUCUGUCUGAUUAUUGUCAGACUUUGUAUGAACAGAAUUGAUGCAUAUGUCAUGUCAUGCUGUAGCUUUGCCUCUCUUUGCUGGAGCAGAAAGCGUGUCUCACUGCUGCGAACACAGGGUCGCUGAGAGUUCCCGGAAUUCUGACAUAACGCAAAUGCACUAAAAUCCCCAAAACAAAUUUGUUUCCUCAUGAACUAACAGCUCUCAUGAUCUCAAAGCCCUUCUGCCAGUUUCUCUCUUGUUUAAAAUCCAUCGACUGGCUGCUCGGUAUAAAAUGCUCUUUCUCUCUCUCUCUCUCUCUCUCUCUCUCUCUCUCUCUCUGCGAUGUAGCAGGUUUAUUCUCCGGACUUCGUUUUUAUAAAACGAUAUCCGCUUUUCACACCUCCUCAGCUGUUCCAAGUUUACGAUCGGAGAUUUUUUUAUCCAGCUGCCCGUUACGGUGCUGCCUGAGGCGAAGCGUGGACGAACGCCACGUGCAAUCAGCCAGCUUAGUGCGCUCUGAGACGCCGUGUUCUUCUGUUACAACAGGAACAUGACGUGUUGCUUACUGUGUAACUGUGUUGAAGGAACACGGGCUGAUCCAAGGUCAGUCCAUGCGUUAUUAUUAUUUUUAUUAUUAUUUUAUUUUGGGAUCAGCUCGUCACCAACGCUGUAGUUGUGGGAGUGAAAGGAUCUGCUGUCACUCUCUGGGCUGCACUUUUAUUUAAACACCUUUCCAUCAUUUGUACUGUAUUUAGUCGUUUUUUGUUUUUUUUUUAAGAUUCAUUAAUACAUAUUCCACUUCUUUUAAUCAUUUUAUUUGUGGUAUACAUUCUAUGCAUUGCUAUCUUAUGUCUUUAUAACUCAUCCCUCAAAAAAAAAACAACAAAAAAAAAACAAA